This is a messenger RNA of Aedes albopictus (Asian tiger mosquito), 3248 nucleotides long. RefSeq lists its product as uncharacterized. The transcript has 8 exons. Lineage: Eukaryota; Metazoa; Arthropoda; Insecta; Diptera; Culicidae. Gene Ontology annotation, molecular function: guanyl-nucleotide exchange factor activity. Gene Ontology annotation, cellular component: cytoplasm; extrinsic component of membrane. The record is from RefSeq and is a predicted model, not a curated record. Gene Ontology annotation, biological process: axon guidance. Bases 1102 to 3216 code for a protein of 704 amino acids.
UCAUGCUCAUUAAAAUUAGGAGGAUACCUGAAACUCCAUAGAAUAUGCGAAGGCUUGAAUAUUUUUUUGGAAAAUGCCCAGAAGCAACACUCCCAAGUUCCAUCAACCAGAAAACAAAUGUGUUCCCAUAUUUAUAUUUUGUUUUCAUUUUGCUUUGACUCAAGAGCCUGCGGCGCACUUGCGAAAUGUUUACGGCGCAUCAGGGCGAGGCGGCGCACAGUUUGGGAAGCACUGAAUUAUUUUUUUUGUCUGUAUUAACGAGAUGUUUAACCCUAGGCUAGUUCAUCUCAGGACACACGCUUUACUUCCCUUCCGAAGGAAACACCAACAUUUUGUCGGGAGUGGGAUUCGAGAUCCCAGGUCCUCGGCGUGAUAGUCUUGUGUUCUAACUACCACACCAGGUUCGCUCUACAGCACUGAAUUAGGCUAUCAAACUGUUUUUUAUAAAUGGAAUGCUGCACUGCACCUCAGCCCAUGGAAUAAAAAGAGGAUCUAGUGAAAUAAAGACAAUGAAUUUUUUUUGUGACUUUGGGGCUCUCUCUUUACCUCAGCUCUCCAGGAUUGCUCACUGUUUUACUACAUGUAAACUUUCGAUACCAACCAACAUAGACAAAGUGUGUCAUAAAAGUAGCAUUUAAUGUAGUGUAUGGUAUUCAUUUAUCGCUGUUCGGGAUAAUAUUGAAGCAUAUUGGCCGUAACCCUAUAUCUUAUCUUUGCUUCGAUUAUCAUGUCGCAAAAAACGAAAAUUCUUCAGUUGUAAUCCGUUUGUGUUCCAAUUUUGACCGUAUUGAGAUUGCCCUGGAUCGUAGAGAAAAGCUCGAAAUCCCAUCAUGAACAAGAAUCGUCCCUUGCCACCGCCGAAACCUGGAUCGCACGAAUUCGAACAAGAGUUGCCUCCACCUUUACCGCCAAAAAAAUAUAAAAAUAAAUCAUUUAGCAACCAGCAAAAAGUUACAUUGACAAAAGGGAAUCAAAUUGGAGACAGUAAAGUUCAGAAAUUAGUGCAGGAGUUCCAAGGAUUGAUAACUAAAAGCAUGAAUGCAGAGCCAGACUGUCCAAAUAAUGUGAUCAACCCGACGACUACUGACGAUCACAUCUACGAUGAAGUUUCGUUCAGAUCAAGUACCUCUGGUUCCUGCAGUGCUGAAACAGAAGAGCAAUGGAGUGAUUUUUCAUCUGAUUCCGAGUAAGCAUUACUACGACGCCGUAGCCUUCGAUGUAAUGGAUCCCAAUGAUAGCCUAGCCAAGUAUGAGCGACAAAACUCAACACUGAAAAACGCUGUUGCUGAACUUCUAGAAAAAGAACAAAAUUACAUAGACGGACUGAUGAAUGGCAUACUGUACUUCAUUCCUUUAUUGGAGCGUGCAAUUCUUCCGGAGGGCUUACGUGGGCAAAGAAACAAUCUGUUAACAAACAUAGAAGAAAUUCACAAGUUUCAUCAAGACGAGUUCCUACCCGCACUACAAAGUUGUAACGAAAAUGUGGAUCAAAUUGCGGAAUGUUUCAUCCGUUUCAUUGAUUCGGAUAAAUUCUACUGCUACGUGAAGUAUGCAAUGAAUCGACGAAAGGCGGAUACAAUUUUUGAAAGACAUCGACAAUAUUUUACGCAAAACCAAAUGGUGAUGCAGAGCUUUCCUCUACUACCAAUCCAACAGCUUCCGCGUUACAAACUGUUCAUGGAAAAAUUUAUCAAAGAAACUCUGAAACUGGAGGAUGACAUAAAUACGGCAUCGAACACAUCCAGCAUUCACAAAGCACAUGAAAUGAUAAGCCAAUUGAAUGACCUGGUAAACGCAGCAGUAUCAAUAUGCCAUAUUCCAGAAUGUGAGAGUGAAUUCGUGGCUACUACUUCGUUUUCGCAGUCGUAUUCAGGUUUUAACCGCGAAAAUGAUCAAGUUUCUGUUUUGAUUUUGAAGCCUGAAAGUAAUAAGCAAUCUUCUCGAAAUAAUCCGAUAGACCUUUUUGCCCAGGGUAAGUUUACCCAAGUACUGGAAACGGACAUUUACGAUACGGCUCACUACCGGUGGUACAAAGCGAGAUUUUUCGUGUUCGAAAAACUCAUAAUCUACACUGAAAUUGUCAAAGAUACUUUUCCCUAUCGUGGACAUUACUUUGAUUCGGAAAUCAACCAUUGGACAGAUCAUAAAAAGCUGCACUUGUUCUGCCUGCAGCGAGGAACACAGGAAAUUCAAAUGCACUACAACAAAUCCAUCGAAGCUACUGUAACAGCCAUUCGGCAGCGUGUAACUCCACAAUUCUCCCCAGAAUCAGAAAUCGUCAAAUUGUCAAAACCCAUUCAAGCAAUGAUCAAACCGGAUUUCGAUAUGGAAAAUAGCAUCACGGCAAUGGUUAACUCGCAAAUUCAGUUUGUGAAAACCUUUAGAGAAAAUGUUGACUUUUAUUUAGAAAUUGAUGCUAAUUUCCAAGUUACUCAUUUUCGUAAAUUCAGGGAAGUUUGCUUGAAUAUGCUACAACAACAUGAGCGUGUUUUAUCUGAUUUAUCAUCUAAUGCUAAAAAUAUGUCAAAAAUUUGUACAAUGUUCUUGCAAUAUGUCAAGGUCGAUUUUCCUUGUAUUUAUGGAGAAUAUUUGAAAACUGUCCAUGCAGGGAAAUUCAUCAGAACUCGAAUCACUCCAAACGUUGUGGACGUCUUAUCGAUAGAUGACUUCUUAUACCUCUGUAUCGAUAGGUUAGAGGAUUUCACCUUAUUUUUCACAGCGUUGACCGAACAUUUAUCGGAAAUCAUCACCAAAAACGUAUUAUUUGAUAAAACCCUAUUUCAACAAGUGGCCAUUGUCCAAGUUCAAUUGGAGAAAUUCUCUCAUAGCGUUGGCGAAAACUUCCGUUUGCUGUGUCUGGAUGAUGGCGUCAGCAGUUGUGGUUUGGCUUUGGUCAGCGAGCAGAUUAAGAUACAGUCAGGUCAGCUGCGAACAACCAAUUGUAGGAUUUUUAUUUGUGAACGAGCAAUCGUUUGUGUCGCCUGCAGCUUUGAGAGCCGACUAACAAAACGAAGUGAACGAUUCGAUGAAGUAGUGUUUUUCGACAGGUUUUCCGGAAGUGACCAACCGAUGCGAAUGAGAAAAAGCAUGAGAUACAAGGAUAUGAUUUAUUUUACGAUUGAAGGCACAAAGUAUAGUGUUAAAUUUAAGAACAAUCAAGCUAGGGAUAAGUUCCAUGCUAAUUAUGUACAGCAGUAUGUUUCGGUUGGAAAAUAAAUGUGAUAUUUUUGUUAUGUUUGUAACUUAAA